UCUCCCGAUUAGAUUCAAGUGAACAUCCUCCUAGCCAUUCAACAUGGCCACCUCCAUCGUCGAACAGCUCUUCCCGUUUAAAUUUAUCCUCAAAACCAGAAGAAAGUUCGCCAAAUUUAAAGUCAAAUAUUAUGACUGGUGGCAGUGGUGUAUCUACAGCGUCUUCAACAAGGCGUCGUCUACCCGCUGAAAACUCUUUAUCAAGAGGUUCUGUGAAUAGUACUGUUAUCAAUAAUUCAGGAAAUUCGAAUGAUCCAAUGCACCCUAUGUCCCAUUGUACAGAUACUUCAGUCCAUAGUGGAGAUACAUCUAUGAAAUUAAGUGAUUAUGAUAAAAAUCCAUUACCAGAUAAACCAUUACUUAAAGGUGGUAAAUCAGUUGCAAGUCUUUCUGGAACUCCACCAACAUUACCAAGUGCUCUUAAUCUAGUCAAUUCAGAUGAUUGGGAGGAUAAAGUCAGUGGACUUGAAUUAUUAACACAGAUAUUCAGUGAACAAUCAAUACACUUAGUACAAACUACACAAACUGGUUCAGCGUCUGCAGGCUCCUCAAGACAACCUGCAACCAAUAUAUCUACAUCUGCUCCAACAUUGGUUAUCACUUCAGAGACACUUAGUCAAACUGUACAGGCAGUAAUUACAGAAUGUAGAAAUUUACGCUCUCAGGUUUCACGUCAAGCUGUACAAACUAUGGGUAGUUUAUUCCAGGGAUUAAAUAGAGCAAUGGAUCCACACGUGGAUGUAUGCAUACGUGUAUUAUUAAGUAAAUGUGGAGAAGCUGCUGCAGCCUUCUUACGUGAUGAAGUCAGUGUGAUAAUGGAUGAAGUAGUUCAAUAUGCCAGUCCAUCACGUACACUACAAGCAUUAAUACAACAUGGGUUAGGUCAUAAAAAUCCAGCUGUUCGACUUCAAACAGCCCUACUUGUCUCUCGGAUAGUCGAGAAUCUGAGUAGUACUGGACGUAUGAAUUUAUCUAAUCGUGGUAGUAAUUCACGUGGAUCUGGAGGUGCUGUUGGUGUUGGUGUUGGUGGUGUUGUCAGCAGUAAUGGUGCUAAUGGCAGCAACACUAGCAGUACUGCUGCUAUGGGUCGUUUAUCAUCAUGGAGUUCAACAGGAAAUUUGAAUGCUUCCGCCUCUGCGUCUGCUUCAUCCUCUGCUUUAUCUGCAUCAAAUUCUGUAUUUUUAGGUGGGUUUAUGGAACGUCUUAUUGCAGCACUUAGUCAAUUUCUAACAGAUGGAAAUCAAGAAACACGUUAUUAUGGACGUCGUCUAUUGAGUACAUUGAUGCAGCAUCCAGAUUUUGAAAGGACUGCACAUCGACAAUUAAGUGGACAGUCGUUAAGAGCUUUAAAAGAAGCUAUAGAUCAAAUUCAUCAAAAGGGUGUUGGUGACCUGCCACCGUCUGCAUCAUCUUCAGCUGGUGUUCGUCGUAGAGGUUUUUCACCAGCGACUAGAUCACGUGGACCUAGUGCUGGAGGGAAUAUUUCCAAAGUAUGAGAUAUGCGUGUAACUGUGUUUGUUUAUAUACAGUUCGCUUCAGAAGGGAAGAGGCUAUUGGCUAUUGGCAUAAAUAUAAGUGAAUAUUUUUUUCCACUAAAUCUUUAUCACUGUGUUACUACUUCUUUUAAAAAAACAGACAUGUGUUUCGUUUUUGCUUUUUUUUUGCUUUUUCAAAGGAGAUAUCUCUUCCAUCCAUUUGUCUACUGUGUACCUCUGAAUAUAUAGAUGUCUCUCUGUCUCUAUUCAAAUCUUCUAUGGCGCUGUUUUAUAGUUGUAUAUUUCGAUAUCUUUCAGCGAUGAAUGAUUGCUUGUUCAAUUAAACUAGUAUUGUUUGUCUCUGUAGUAGUGAAAAACAAAAAAAUAACUAAGACAAAUGGAGAAUAGUUACAACCAGACGAAAAAAAAGUAAAAAUGAGAAAAAGGGUGAUGCGCUUAUUUCUGUGAUUUUUCUGCGUAGUGUGAAAUCUGUAUUUUUAUAAUACUAUUAUUUAUGGUGUAUACCUGUACCGUAUACAUAUCUUCAAAGAUUACUCUUAUUAUUAUUAUUAUUAUUACUAUGACUCUUGUUGUGACUGACUGAUAACUGAUACUUGAUUGUACUCAUUAGGAAGGAGAAGGUGAUGGUUUUCCUUAGCGCACACAAUAAUGAUGACGAUAAUAAUAAUAAUACAUUGAUAAAACUUAUUAUUAUUACUCUAAAUUAAUUUUUUUCUUAUUUUAAUAUUUAAUCAAAGAAUUUCAAUAUUUUAAUUACUUGUAUGUACUACUAUUAAUAUUAUUAUUAUUAUUAAUUAAUAACCAGUAGAGAAUAGAAGUUGAAUAAUAAUGAUGAUAAUAAUAAUAAUAUUUUACUAGUGAUAUGUAUUUUGCGAUCAGUUGCUCAUAGUGUAUUUUACGUAGAUCUGUAUGGUUUUUGUGAGUUAUUUAAUUAGUUAGAAUCACGCACAAAAUAUAUACAUAUAUAUUUCUCUACGCUUUCCUUCCCUUAUUCGUCUCUUCUUCUUUGUCAUACUUUCAGAUUAAGCGUAGUUUUCUCUGUGUGUGUGUGUGUAAGUGUGUGUGGUAUGGUUAAGGUAACGGCGCCGAUUCCUUCCAUCGUUCACCUGAUUCUCUUUCUUCUCCUUCGCCUAACCUCAUUCCUCUGUCUCCUUGUUCUUUUUCUGCUUCCUCUUCAUAUCUGUUACGUAACCAAACCACCAACUGUGUUAUCCAUCCAUGCAUAUGUGGGGAAUAUUGAAUAUAUAUAUAUAUAUAUAUAUAUUGAACAGCCUUCUUUCUUACUCUUGUUCUCCUUGAUUGAUUUUUGAUGAGAUGAGAUCAGAGGAAAUGCCUUUGUUGAAAAUAAAAGAGAUAAAAUCCUGUUCAUUACUCUAACUAGCUAUUGUUUUUUUUUUUGAUAUCUUUGUGUACUUUAUGCAGGGGAAGGGGGUUCCUUUUUU
Trichobilharzia szidati is the source of this 2938-nucleotide messenger RNA. Lineage: Eukaryota; Metazoa; Platyhelminthes; Trematoda; Strigeidida; Schistosomatidae. The record is from the annotation of a GenBank genome assembly.